Rotaria sp. Silwood2 is the source of this 1028-nucleotide messenger RNA. The record is from the annotation of a GenBank genome assembly. Lineage: Eukaryota; Metazoa; Rotifera; Eurotatoria; Philodinida; Philodinidae.
UUUCGACUGCAAUUCUUAUUGUUCUUAUACUUAUUUAUCAUCGUUUAGAUUUAUCUCUCUAUUGUAUUGAUCAUUCAUUCAACGAUUGGCGCGUUGGAUUAACAAAUAAAAGAAUAUUUCAAAUUGUACUUGAAGUUGUUAUUUGUGCUGUUCACCCUGUCGUACGGUCGUUUCCUAAUUACGAGCAGAUAAUCAUAGAAACAUCAGAUUCAACUUCAACUGAACCAACUCCUUAUCCUUAUUCUCAUGUAGAUAUUGAUGUUGCACUUGGUAUACCAAUGUUUGCUCGUCUUUAUUUAUUAUGUCGUGUUAUUUUAUAUCAUUCUCAUUUGUUUCAUGAUGCGGCAUCUCAAUCAAUUGGUUAUCUUAGUACAGUAUCAUUCGAUUUUCUCUUUGUUAUUAAAACUUAUCUUAAACGAUGGCCAGAACGUUGCUUAUUGAUCUGGUGUACGCUUAUAUUUUUUGUUGGAGGUUGGUCUUUUCGUGCUUGUGAGUAUGAACCUACUCAUGAACAUGCUCCACUAACCGAUGCCAUGUGGUUAUUCGUUCCAAUAUUCGGUACUGUUGGGUAUUCAAAUUUGGCGGCAGCAACUCACUGCGGUAGAGUUACACGGAAAUUAAUGCUGAGUCGAUGGGAAAACUAUGUGCAUACUUUUGUUUUAAAUACUGAAUUAGUUAAAGAACAUAAAAAUCAAGCAGCAAAUGUUAUUAAAUUUGCAUGGAAACUAUGGUUUUGGAAAAAAAGAAAUACACCAUUAUCGUCGAUGCGAUAUCUUCAAAUGCAAAGAAAAUUAUUCCGAUCAAUAGGUAUUAUUCAUCAAAUUAAACGAAAGCAACUAUGUUUAACAGACGACAUUAUUGAUCUAACUGACAUAAUGACUAUCCAGCGUAGUACAGGUGUUAAUACAAAUGAAACAAUACAAGAUUUGACAGAAUUGGAAUUGAAAAUGGAUAAAAUUCAAGAACAACUUGCAAAUUUGAAUUAUGCAUUGAAUAAUUCAAAAGAUGUAGUUUAUUUUUCUUUAUAA